Chinchilla lanigera (long-tailed chinchilla) is the source of this 280-nucleotide messenger RNA. RefSeq names its product disintegrin and metalloproteinase domain-containing protein 5-like. Lineage: Eukaryota; Metazoa; Chordata; Mammalia; Rodentia; Chinchillidae. The record is from RefSeq and is a predicted model, not a curated record. Gene Ontology annotation, cellular component: plasma membrane. The transcript is spliced from 2 exons. Gene Ontology annotation, biological process: cell adhesion; binding of sperm to zona pellucida. The annotation marks the transcript as partial.
CAGUGGGGUAAAGCUUUUUAGCAGUUGCAGUAUGGAUGAAUUUAAGCAGAUAGUUUCACAACCUGGACUUGAAUGCCUUCAGAAUCAAACAGUUCCAAAAGUGGUUUAUGAAUCAAAAAAUGCAGUGUGCGGCAAUGGGGUUGUGGAACUCCAUGAGCAAUGUGAUUGUGGCCAGUCAUCGUUUUGUGCACACACAAAGUGCUGUAAACCUGAAGCGUGUACACUAAUUGGAACUGCAGAGUGUGGAAGUGGCCAAUGCUGUCAUCCAGAUUCUUGCAGU